Molecule: messenger RNA, 1333 nt
Organism: Pelodiscus sinensis (Chinese soft-shelled turtle)
Lineage: Eukaryota; Metazoa; Chordata; Testudines; Trionychidae
Source: RefSeq, a predicted model, not a curated record
UUUACUUCUGCUGCAGUUUAGCUUCAAUGAACAAAUUCUCUCAUUGAGUUUUUUAUAGUAGAAUACGAGUAACCUUAAAGUAAAACAUUGAGCCAUCAUACUGCCAUAAUGAUUGAUAGUAAUCCUGAAAACAAUGAUGAAAUUAAAGACAAAAUGGGAGGAGAAAAAGAAUUACAACUGACUCCUAGGUUUCCAUCCAAACCUUCCAGUUCUGAAUUGUGGACCAACAAUUGUCUUUCCAUGAGCAAGCAUGAAGAAGGCUUUCUGGAAAAACCACCUUUAUCUUACAUAGCCUUAAUUGCAAAGGCAAUUCUCUCCUCCCCUACAAAUAAGAUGAAUUUAGCUGCAAUUUACAAGUAUAUCGAGGAAAAUUUUCCUUACUACAGGAACAAAGAUCAAGGUUGGAGAAACAGUGUGAGACAUAACCUUUCACUAAAUGAUUGUUUUAUCAAAGUGGGAAGAUGUGAGGAUGGGAAAGGUAAUUAUUGGAGCAUCCAUCCAACAAAUGUAAAUGAUUUUGUUCAUGGGGACUUUAGGCAACACCGAAGAACACGAAAACGAGGGCGUCAAAAGGAUUUGGAGCAUGAUCUUGGUAUGAGUUAUUACGCGCCAUGGCAAAAUUGUUCCUACUUAGCACCAUGCUCACUUUACAGAACACAUUCCUAUAUUGUGGACCCUGUUUGGAAAAUGCUUUAUGUUGACAGUCUGUACCUUGCGCAUGAAUAUCAGAAGUGGAAUGUUAAUUAUGGUUUCAAUGUGGGGAAGUUUUCACCCUUGAUACAGUUUGCCGGACUGAAGAAGAAUGAUGUGGACUGGUUCUAUGGAUCACAUACUUCAACAACUACAUGGCAGAAUAUUUUUCUGAAUGUUCAACAGGCAAUCCCUAAUUCCAUUUUUUUCCCUUCUGGAAGUCACUGAAAAGAUAAGCAUUCGGCCACACUUGUGAGUAGCAGAAGGAAUGUCACUUGCACUUGAAGUGCAGUAAUUUCAGAGGGAAUUGUAUUCAUGAACAUUUAUAUAGAUAUAGUACAAUAAUAUAUAUUGUAUGUGUGGAGACAGAGAGAAUCUCACCUAGUUACCUAAGCUAAUAAUUAGCAAUGAUUUAUGAAUUAGAAUAUUAGCUUUUGCAAUUAUAACAAUUAAUGCGCUUUUUAAAAUUUCUACUUUAUACAUCAUUGAUUUUGUAUAGCCUAUAAAGCAUGAGAAAAAUAUCAAAUAUGACUGAUCACCCAACAUAAUUAAACUAGAGUUGCCUUAUACCAGUUAUACAGUUAUAUAAUGUCAUUUUUUUUAAACUUAUGCAUGUAUUAAAAAUUACAUAUAGCAAUAAAUA